AUGCGUCGGUUUAUUCACGGUUCUAAUACAAGAUCAUUAUCGAACCUUUUACAAAGUAAUAGAAUACAUUCCUCUCGGAUCAAAAUUUAUAUUCAAAGUAGAUUUAAAAGUUCAAAAAUAAAUCCUAAAGAUCACAGUACAAUCAGUGAUACCACAUCGUUAACGUCAUCAUCCCCAUUGUUAACGUCAUCGUCACCAUCUCAAGACAUUCCAACAUCUAGCAGUGAUAUUACUUCGAGUUUCCGUAUCCCUUUAGAUCAAUCGAAUUUAAAACCAUCCUCUUCAUCAUCACCACCUCAAGAAGCAGAAGCUUCUAACCCAAAGUUUGAACAAGUGGAACAAAAAUUUCAUCAACUUCAACAAGAAGCAAAAACAAGAGAAUUAUGGUCACAAAGCGUAGAUUAUACGAGUAGAAUCAUGUUUACUCGACCAAAAGAAAUCUAUGAUUUUAUUAUAAUCGGGGCCGGUAGCGCAGGAUGUGUAUUGGCCAAAGAAUUAAUUCAUUCCUUGCCUAAUAUAAAUGUAUUAGUGUUAGAAGCCGGACCGCCUCAUGCUCAAAUUAAUGAUCGUAUUUGUUCAGUUUUCUCUCAUGCUAGUAUAAUAAUGUCUCUUAUUAAUCGUUUUCUUCCAGAACUUAAUCGAGCCUUUACAUUACUUGACGAGCCAUUAUUAUCUAACGUUGCUCGUCGUUAUCCUUCUUCUUUUCCAACCUUAUCGGAUCGAUUAACUUUCCCAAAUAUUUAUCGUCCUUCCGUUGACGUAUCAGAAUCCGAUAAAAAUUAUGUUGUCGAAGCUGAAGUUCCUGGUAUGAAAAAAGAAGAUUUGUCUGUGGAGUUCUUGGACGAUAAUAUUCUCCUCUUGAAAGGUAAAGUUGAGAAAGGAACUGCAGCUCCGGCAGAGGGAAUGAGAACCGUCGAUAAUACCGGUGAUACGAUUGCAGCUGAAGGUAGCACAGCCGAUUCCACCCCAACCGGAGAAGUUGUUGAGGCUGGUGGUGCUGCUUUAGAUGAACCAAAAUUUUGGACUUCUGAGAGAAUGAGGGGUCAUUUUCAACGUUCAUUCCAAUUUCCUGGUAAAAUUGAUCCCGAGAAUUCGAAAGCUUCUUAUAAAAAUGGUAUUUUGUCGAUCGUCGUUCCAAAGGUUGAAAGACGUGGAAAACAAAUUUCAAUUGAAUGA
Funneliformis mosseae is the source of this 1176-nucleotide messenger RNA. NCBI's taxonomy places the organism in Eukaryota, Fungi, Glomeromycota, Glomeromycetes, Glomerales, Glomeraceae. The record is from the annotation of a GenBank genome assembly.